Lagopus muta (rock ptarmigan) is the source of this 1066-nucleotide messenger RNA. RefSeq names its product protein SHQ1 homolog. The transcript has 2 exons. Lineage: Eukaryota; Metazoa; Chordata; Aves; Galliformes; Phasianidae. The record is from RefSeq and is a predicted model, not a curated record. Bases 1 to 537 code for a protein of 178 amino acids.
AUGAGGAUGGGGAGGAAGAUGAGGAGGAGGAUGAGGAUGAUGAGGAUGGAGAUGAAGGUGAGGGUGAAGAUGGGGAUGGGGAGGAGGAUGAGGAUGGAGAUGGGGAUGGGGAUGAGGAUGAGGAUGAGGAUGAAGGUGGGGAUGAGGAUGAUGAUGGGGAUGAAGAUGGGGAUUGGGGAUCAGGAUGAUGAUGAGGAUGAGGAUGGGGAGGAAGAUGAGGAUAAAGAUGGGGAUGAGAAUGAAGAUGGGGAUGACGAUGAAGAUGAGGAUGGGGACGAAGAUGAGGAUGAGAAUGAGGAUGAAGAUGAGGAUGAGGAAGAGGCUGUGGACGAAGCCCGAACGAUGGCGGCACGGCGCUGUUUAUUAGGGCCAGCAGCCCCCGCUCACAGGCAGCUCCCGACGCCGACGCUGAUGCUGAUGAUGGUGACGGUGAUGAGGAGGAAGAUGGGGAGGAAGAUGAGGAUGAAGAUGGGGAGGAAGAUGAGGAAGAUGGGGGGCCAGCAGCCCCCGCUCACAGGCAGCUCCCAACGCCGAUGAUGGUGAGGAUGGGGAUGAGGAGGAAGAUGGGGGUAAGGAUGAGGAUGGGGAGGAAGAUGGGUAUGAAGAUGAGGAAGUUGAGGAGGAAAGUGGGGAUGAGGAUGAGGAUGAGGAUGGGGAUGGGGAUGAAGGUGGGGAUGAAGAUGGGGAUGGGGAGGAAGAUAGGGAUGAGGAUGAGGAUGGGAUGAAGAUGAGGAGGAGGAGGAGGAGGAGGAGGAGGAUGGAGAUGGGGAUGAGGAUGAGGAAGAUGAGGAGAAGAUCAGGAUGAGGAUGGGGAUGAAGAUGAGGAAGGUGAGGAGGAAGAUGGGGGCGAGGAUGAGGAUGGGGAUGGGGAGGAAGAUGAGGAAGACGGGGUAAGGAUGAGGAUGGGGAUGAGGAUGAGGAUGGGGAUGAGGAUGGGGAUGAGGAUGAGGAUGGGGAUGGAGAUGGGGAUGAGGAUGAGGAUGGGGAGGAAGAUGAGGAUGAGGAUGAGGAAGAAGAUGGAGAUGAAGCUGAACGAUGGCGGCGCGGCGCUGUUUAUUAGGGCCAG